AUGUCUACAGAGACUCUACCCCUUCCCCUUCCUUACCAGUCUCAAAUUCUCACAGACAUUCUUUCCACUUCUGCUUUCUUGAUUCUCGCUAGGGGAUUAGGAAUUCGCCGGAUAAUGUGCGCAGUAAUGAAAUUAUAUUCCAGGCCCGAGACUUUAGUGAUACUGUUGAAUACUCCGACAGGCGAGGAAGAGUAUAUUAAGGAAGAAUUAUUGGGAAUGGGUGUUGGCAGGCCUGGAUUGAGAAUUGUCAAUAAUGAACUAAGUGCAAAGGAAAGAACUGAACUCUAUUUAUCGGGUGGAAUAUUCUCGGUUACAUCUCGUAUCUUUAUAGUAGAUAUAUUGACUAAACGAAUAUCAGUCGAAAAGAUCACAGGAAUAAUAGUCAACCAUGCUGAGAGAGUGACGGAGACUUCUACUGAAGCAUUCAUUCUGAGGAUAUUUCGACAAGAGAAUGAGAAUGGUUUUAUCAAGGCCUUUUCGGAUUCACCAGAGGCCUUUGUGACUGGGUUCUCACCUCUUCAGACUACAAUGCAGUGUCUUCAGCUUCGAACAGUCUUUAUUUGGCCACGUUUUCACGUUACAGUGAGAGAAAGCCUUGAAAGUCGCAAGGCAGACGUUGUGGAAUUGUUACAACCGUUGUCAGAUAACAUGACUCACAUCCAAUCUGCUAUCGUGGAAUGCAUGGAAGCGUGUUUAUCCGAGUUGAAAAAGGCAAACAGAUCCAUAGAUGUUGAAGAAUUGACAAUAGAAAACGCGAUGUUUCGCUCAUUUGAUAGAUUAGUGCGACACCAGCUAGAUCCAAUAUGGCAUCGUGUUAGCAGUAAAACUAAACAGAUGAUUGGAGACCUUAAUGUCUUGCGUAAAUUAUUAUCGUAUCUUGUUACUUACGAUUGCGUUACGUUUAAUAGUUUUUUGGAAAUGAUUAUUGCAAGUAACACUCCAACGUCUGUUAUGUCUCAGCAACAAUCGCCAUGGCUAUUCACCGAUUCUGCCAAUGCUAUAUUUACUGUACGUGCACAAGCCAUUCUUUACGUUAAAUGUGGAGCUACCGUUAUUUAUCAAAGAUCUAUUCAAUUUAAUCCUCUGCAGCUUGCCAAAGAGCGUGUAUAUAUCCGAAAAGCAAAUGCAGACAAAGAUUCAUCAAAAUCGAGCGAUAAUUUUGACUUUCCUCCAUCCGUCGAACCGAUUCUUGAGGAACUACCGAAAUGGAGGCUGUUGAGCGACGUCUUAUAUGAGAUAGAACAUGAAACGGAAGCAAUCAACGCAAAAAAUGUUGAUGACAGCGAUAAAUCAAACGUAAUUUUAAUAAUGGCUGGAUCUGAACGCACAUGCUCACAAUUACGUGAAUAUUUAACUGCUACGAACCAUGGGCAGCAUAACGUAGGCGGGAGCAAUCCCAUACUUAAAGAUUUACUCCGCAAUUAUUUCAGAUGGAAAGGUGCCAUCCCCAAUGUUAGCGAGAAAUUAUUUAAGGAAGAUGAUAAGAUAGCGAGUGACAAUACGACAGAGACCGGCGAAGGAGGUAUUAAACAGAAAUACCAUCGAGGACAGCCACCACCAAACAAAAGGCGACGUGUACGGGGAGGUUCUUCUACAGCUGCGUCAUCAUCUCGACCCGCACCCUCCACUAUCGAAGAAGAAACAAAAGAAAUUGUCUCAUUUUUAAGCUCUGGCACAGCACCAACAGACACUUCACCUUCACACCAUUCUUCAUACUAUAAUGACGAAUUCGAUGCAGAAGCGUUCGCACAAUAUUUCGACGUGAUCUCACCCGAUUCGUUAGUCAUUAUUCGUCCAUACUCGAAUGACGAUGAUGAUCGGUUAUUGGAAACGGUGAAGCCAAAGUUUAUUGUGAUGUAUCAACCCGAUAUCGGUUUUGUGCGGCGUGUUGAGGUCUUUCGUGCCUCAAAUCCCGGACGAAAUACUCGAGUUUAUUUUCUGAUGUACGAAAACUCAGUUGAAGAACAGUUAUACUUGAGUAGUAUAAGGAGGGAAAAGGAAGCGUUUGAGAAAAUAAUUAGAGAAAAGUCGAUAAUGGCAAUUCCACUCGGACAAAGUGCUGCCAAAUCUAUUGGCCCAGAUGACGCGUUUCUCCGAACCACCAACACUCGCGUUGCUGGCGGACGUUUGCCUCUUAAUUACGAAACCAAAGUGAUUGUUGAUGUUCGUGAAUUUCGUAGUUCACUUCCUUCAAUUCUUCACGCACGCGGAGUGACAAUUGUCCCGUGCACUCUCCAAGUAGGUGAUUACAUUCUCUCGCCUAGGAUGUGUGUUGAGAGAAAGAGCGUGUCAGACUUGGUAGGGUCUCUGAAUUCUGGCAGAUUAUAUACCCAAUGUGAAGCAAUGUCAAUGUAUUACAAAGAGCCAGUAUUAUUGAUCGAGUUUGACCAAAAUAAGGCCUUCACUUUGCAGGGAAUCAGCGAUAUGAAAGCUGACAUUGGGGUGACUGAUCUCUCUUCAAAGCUUGUUCUCCUCACACUCGCAUUCCCGCGUCUUGCAAUUAUCUGGUCUUCUAGUCCCUAUGCUACGGUUGAAAUAUUUGAAGAUUUGAAAAAAUCCCAUGAAGAACCCGACGCUGAAAAGGCUAUGGCAAUCGGAGUAGAAGAAGGAGAGGAAACCGAUUCCAUGUAUAAUGCGAAUUCUCAGGAUGUCUUGCGUGCUCUACCCGGGAUUACAUCCAAAAACUAUAAACGUGUCAUGACGCAAGUGGAAAAUUUAAAAGAGUUGAGUGAAAUGACACUGGAACAGUGUCAGAAACUAAUCGGAGAUAAUAAUGGGAAGAUGCUGUAUGAGUUUUUCAGAAACAAUGUUAAGGACUAA
Messenger RNA from Paraglomus brasilianum, 2820 nucleotides. The record is from the annotation of a GenBank genome assembly. Lineage: Eukaryota; Fungi; Glomeromycota; Glomeromycetes; Paraglomerales; Paraglomeraceae.